Messenger RNA from Cladophialophora immunda, 3732 nucleotides. RefSeq lists its product as uncharacterized. The record is from RefSeq and is a predicted model, not a curated record. NCBI's taxonomy places the organism in Eukaryota, Fungi, Ascomycota, Eurotiomycetes, Chaetothyriales, Herpotrichiellaceae. The transcript has a single exon. Bases 146 to 3628 code for a protein of 1160 amino acids.
AUUGAACAUUCUCCCUCCAAGCCAUCCAGCCCUCUUUUCACCUGGCAAAUAUAUGGCUCCUUUCACGUAUUACCCAUCCUUCCUUUGCUGCACCCAAUGAUAGUGCGCUGUCACAUGUCUUCCCAAACGCUCCGUUCUUCGGGUCAUGCGCAGAUGCUUUGAGCAGCUUCCAUUCAGAAGUCAGUUGUGCAGCCAUCCAAUUGCUCCGCGUCUGUCGUUCUUCAGGGCUGGAUCGAGUCAGAUAAGCUUUGUCCCAAAGCUUCCGUCCUAUAUUCCACCUCUGCCUGCGACACGAAAAUCUCUAUCGUACUCCUUCCGAAACCGACGUCAAGAUGCCCCUAGUCCUGCACCCCAGGAUGUCUCCGCUUCCACCCAGGCGAGAAGUACAAGGAAGAGCAAGGCUAUUCGAAAGAAGGACAUCAAUACAGCGAGGCCGUCGCAGAGAAGCCCCGAGGACUGGGUCGCCGAGGUGGAGAGAUUUCUUCCGAGACGCUUGAGUCGGCCAGAUGAUCUUGAAUCUCGAGCCGUCAUCCCGCCUGACGUAGAUGUUGAGGAUGUGCUUCGGACUCUCACCAGUGCUCGCAAUCAGAGCGAUGUGGAUAUUCUGGGCUUCCUGGCGCUCAAUCAACGCAGAUUCAAAGCGGUUGUUGGUCUUGUCGAAAUCUUGCUGAAGGCUGUUGCACUCGCAGCUAAUGAGCCAUUCAAAGACGAACUACCGUCCAACAUUGACUGGCCACAUGGAUCGUUUGCGAAGCGAGAUGGUGCUCCCAUUGAACUCGAACGCCCUUUGCACGUCAGCCGACGGCCUCUUGGUAGCUCUCGGCAACCUUUCGACUUCGCUUUGUCAGAGAAGAGUCAAGAGAUCACAAUGGAGCUCAUCUGGUCUCUCCUCGCCGACCUUGUUCUGGCUUCUACCAAUCGCCCUUCAGAUGAAGGGAAGCAGAUUAUGAACACCGUACAUCAGAUCUUGGCACUCAUUCACAAUCUGGGACUCGUUCCCCCGACUAUCUACACCUACUGCCUCCCUCAAGGUACAACGACUCUUCAACAGUCUCCCAUCCUUCAUCUGCUGAAUUCGAGAAUUUUAUCGACGCUCUCAGACGCUGUUUGGCAUGCCUACCAGGAUGAGGUUACUGCGCGGUCUGGCAAAACGGAGAGCAGUCCCUGGAAUAUCUUUCGAGAGCCGCCGCCUAGUCGCUUGCGACCUAAGAGGCGUGAGCUUGGGCCGGAAGUGUGGCUGGAGUUCAUCCUCUGGUGCUGUGUUGAGGCUGGAUUUGCCGCGACCGGAGCUCGAAUCAUCCAGUCGUUGCAGACUGACGCAGGCGGUCCUUGGCAAGCUAUUCAUUGGCCUGAUAAUCGAGUGCCGUCAAUAGACUGGGACCAACGAACUCGCAGGGGUGAUCUACAGAGUCAAGGCGAAAGCUACCACGGGGAACAACUUGCAGUCGACACUCCUCGAAAGUUUGUUAGCGCAGAAGUUGUUCUGGCGAUCGCUGACUGCCUGAUCAACAACCUCAACGUCUCUGUUACAGACGGCGAAGUGCCUGUCACAGAAAUCCAAGAUGAUAUCAAAGGGCUAAUAUCUUUUGCGGAACCGCAUGGUCUGGCACCUGCGUAUUUCGACUAUCUGGCUGUUCGUCUACUCCAGACUGAAAGUAUGUAUGAUAUGGACAAAGCCAACUCUCUGCGAAAGCUAGCGUCUACUAUCUCUCAGCUUCGAGCCAUGCAUUAUGUGGAGGGAACCCAUCUACAGAGUUCCGGGCUUGACUUCGAUUCCAUUCUGGAUCACUCCGAAGUGCAUGCCGGGAUCCUUCACCAGGGCCUGCAAGCCUGCAUUGAGGCGAAUCUUGUCACAAAGGCUGUCGACACGUUCACAGAAAUCCAGAAAAUGGUUGAUGGUAACAAACUUGAAGCUAUCGGAGAAUUUUUGUCGCUUUCACUCAGUCCAGAGGAUGGUUUCUUUACUUCCAGGCAUGCCAAAGGUCGAGGUGAAUUCCUUAAUACCUACGGACAGCUUCCUAUCUACAAAUUGCCUCCGUUCCUCGAUCUGGUGAGCAAUGCGGGGUUGUUUGGCUUGGGAGAUUGGCUUCUGUUCUCAGAGGAUAUCGACGGAGCCAUCUUGCCUCCUUCCACUUGGGCAAAGCGGUCUGUUACGGCUGCGGUAACGCGCUAUGCAUCAGCCAAGAACGACCCUAUUCUGAUCAAACGCAUCUACAGCUUGACCAAAAGAUCGGGCAGAAAAUUGACCGUAAAUGUCAUCAGAGCUUUGGUGGUGUAUCACGUCAAUGCGUGCGACUGGACAAGUGCUGUUCUCAAUCUCAGGGAUCUGCGGCGCGCUGAAGGUGGCGGUUACAGUCCCAAGAUCGUCGCAAGUCUUGCAGCCAAGAUUCUAGCCCUAGAAGUCGAUCCGGCGGUCAUGCGACAAGAAGAUGCUGAGUCCGAUCUUUCACAGGCAAUGCUACUGCUCUGUAAUAUUCUUGACGGUAUCUAUGACUCUCCAGCGGCGAGCUUCAGGAUCGCCCAAAAGAGGACCUUCAGACAACAAGUGGGCUACCUCUUGCGCCUCUUGGAAAACGUGGCGGACGGCGAACUUGCAGAAACUGCCACUCGCUUCAAAUCGAGAUUCCCAGUCAGUAACGAGCCGAACCUUGCGACGGACACGUUCAAUGUUCUAUUCUCCGCAAUCGUCGAAACCAGGGGUGUACUAGAAGGGCGAAAUAUCUGGCAUUUAUUCUGUAAAGAUCCAAGGGACUACCCUUCGUCAGUUCUACUGGUCGGUGGCCACGACUCUACAUCCGACGACCAUGCCACAGACAAGGACGAAGAUGAAUUCUUUGAAGGGCAAACAAAUGAUGCACGCAAUGAUGUGGUCGGUUUCGGCGAACCUGACAAAGAUUAUCUUGGCUCAAGAAUGAUUACGGUCGACUCGCCUCAAAUCUCCGACGCCAUCCAGCACGCGGGUUCUCAAAUCCCCGUUGCUUCCCCUGCCUCGCUCAAUAUAAAUUCUGCAUUGCCACUCGAUGAUUUGGACUUAGCCGGCAACCCAAGUUCCAGCACCUCUGACGUAGGAAGCGAAGACCCAGAUAUUCCUGUCGAGAUGGUCGGUAUGGACAUGGAUUCGGCACCGCCGCUUCUGAAUCCAAUUGUCGUUCCCAACAUGCGCACCUUACAAAUCAUCGUCAGAGGAGCUCUGUCUGAAAUACAAGACAGAAAGGAGCGCAAAAGAGGCCAUACUGACCUCGAUGCAAUCCUCAGAUGGGCGGAACAGUUCUAUGGGGCGUUCAACCUAGCGCGUGAGGAUAUCGAGACCGAAUUGCGCAUCUCCGAGUCCUUACCGGGGAAACUGAGGAUUGCAACCAAACAUCGCCGAGCAGCAUAUGGAUUGCGACGUGAGAAGUUCAGACUCGACGUGGGCAAGCUCUUUACCAAGGGAGUCUUUGUCCCUAGACGUCCUGGCCCUCAACAACCGGGGCAGGAGACAACCCCAUCGAAUGGGACAGAUGAUAUGACAGAAGUUGCCGUAAUUACGACGCAGGGCGAGGCUGAGGAUGGAGGUGAACAGAUUGAGCCGCCUUCUCGACCGACUUUCAAGGUCCGGAAAUUUGCUACCUCUGUCCAGCAUGCAUAGCCUUGACAUACGGAGCUGGUGCUGGUUGUGAGAUCUGGAUAGUUGCCAGGCAUGGUUACAAUGUAAAUUUAAAGACCUGUACUUUCCAUUGUACAAUAUCACCU